CUCCCCUGCCACAUAGCCGGAGCCGGCGGCGGUGCAGACGAUCACCGGUUUACUUUGCGACCAACUUCACGUUCACUUCGACCUCGGACCGAUCGCUCCUCGAAGCGGCUGCUAGCGCUCCGUCGUCCAGCACAAGUUGAAGUCUUCGCAGAAGGACAAGACACGGCAGUUCAUGUCCUUCACACAGGCUGGGGAGAGGACAGCCGUUUACUGCCUGACGAGGAAUGACUGGAAACUAGAGGUCGCCACGGACAACUACUUCCAGAAUCCAGACCUCUACUACAAAGAAUCCAUGAAAACCACGGCGGACCGCAAGAAGCUGGAUCAGCUCUACAACCGAUACAAAGACCCCCAGGAUGAGAACAAGAUCGGUAUUGACGGGAUCCAGCAGUUCUGCGACGACCUGACGCUGGACCCGGCCAGCAUGAGCAUACUGGUGGUGGCGUGGAAGUUCAGGGCGGCCACGCAGUGCGAGUUCAGCAGGAAGGAGUUCCUGGACGGCAUGGCUGAGCUAGGCUGUGACAGUCCUGAAAAACUCAAGUCGAUCCUUCCCAGACUUGAGCAGGACCUGAAAGACACGGGGAAGUUCAAAGACUUCUACCAGUUCACCUUUAAUUUUGCCAAGAACCCCGGGCAGAAAGGUUUAGACCUUGAGAUGGCUGUAGCUUACUGGAAUUUAGUUCUCACAGGUCGCUUCAAGUUCUUGGAUCUGUGGAACCGCUUCCUGAUGGAGCAUCACAAGCGCUCGAUUCCCAAAGACACGUGGAACCUCCUCCUGGACUUCGGCAACAUAAUCGCAGACGACAUGUCAAACUAUGACGAGGAAGGGGCAUGGCCUGUCCUCAUAGAUGACUUUGUGGAGUUUGCUCGCCCGAUCGUGACGAGUAAGCGCAACAUAACAUAGUGUUUGCCCCGGCGUCAUGCAGCGAAACGGAGCUUGUGUUUCUCCCCAAUUUUCUUCUUCUUUUCAAUGAGGAUUUUUAUACAAAUGAGCCAAAAAGAGAGUACUUCUCAGUUUGUCCUUAAGAUCAAAUCUUUCAACUGCAUAAGAUGCCUUGACGGGGGGGGGGGGUGUGACCUGAGACACCAGGUGCGAGGAAAAGCAGGGGGGGACUGAAUAGGAGGGACUUUUUUUCUUUCUUCUUUUGUUUGACAAGGACUGCAAUAUGGAGACGAUUGGUCCGUCGUGGGCAACUCGCCCCGUGGCUGCGGCUUCAGAUCUGCCGCUCACUGACCUGCAGCCUUGGCACCGUGAGGAGGGACAGUGGCGGCGAGCUGUCGGCACACGCGGAGGAUUAAGCUGUAGAUGCAGUAUAAUGUGGCCUCUUGCGUCGUCAACUGUGAAAUCUGCAUUGUGUGUGUGGACGUGAAGCAGUGUCGUGGACGUCAAGGGGAGAGCGAUGAGAUUGUGAAUGUGAAGCUCUCUACCAAUCACUCUGAGAGCAGAGAAGACGUGUGCUGUUUGUAAGCGCGUGUGUGUGCGUGUGUGUGUGUUUUAAGGUUGGGGUUAAACAACGUGGCCUCUUUUACGGUACAAUGCAAAAUAUUUUAUUUUGGUUUCACUGUAAUUGGAGCGUGAAGAAAUUCUUGGUGCAACAGCGGGAGAAGUUCAGCUCCACAUUUUGUAUUGUGACUGGUCAAAGCGGCGCGCUCUUCUCCGCACCAGCAGAGUUACAUUUAGGCGUAGUUACAGCGGUGAAAAGGCUAUAAAUGCCGCUUUACACCAACAAAUGUGUGUCUAACAAGACAGGUAGUGAACGGUAUUUAAAAUCCUGGUGAGUACAGAAGCUUUUAAGAUCCUCACCGCUAAAGUUCUGCAUUACACAUGAGGUUGACUUAAGUUUUGCCGUGUGUGUGUGUGUGCACACAGAGGAACUGACUGACUGUUGCGCCGACUACAAACUGCACCGGUUCACUCCUGUUUUUUGUUUUGUUUUGUUUUUUUCUUGCUCUAGGUCUUCUUUUACCAGGCAGCACUGAUCUCCAGCGUUAGUCACACCUCUUGGACAGAGGUUCACAUGCACACUAGGCCUUUUUAGAUGAGCAUCUACAUCGCAAUCAUUUGAACUGUUUGUUUACACUGUUUUGAUCGGUCGCUUCCCACGGAUUAGCACCAUAGAACUACUAAAGAGAAGAAAGGGUCACGCUGAGAACCACAUCUAGGGGGGGAAACGCUUCUCCUUCACACAAGUGUUUCGUGUUGCUCUUCAUGUGUGAAUAUAAACACUAACCGCAUCCACUUCUUUGGGGGGCUUAGAGGGCGUGACAGAAGGUCGAGCUCAGGUACCAGUCUUCCUCUCACGCUGAGCAGCAGGCGCCUUCCUGCAUUUCCACCGGUAUUUGCCAUCAAACUAUGCCAACCUGUUUUGCCAAUCGCUGUCGCCACGAUAAGAUGUAUUGAAAUAAGGGUGGAUUAUUUCCCCCCCGCAUCAGAUUUUCUCCUUCAACUGCAAGAGAGACAAUUGCCUUUUUCUUAAGUUGACAAAUAUGUGUUUUAAAGUCUUCAUAUUUAUGUGAAGGUGUGCAUGAAGUAGACUUUUUAAGAUGUUAUGAUUUCCAGCUUCAUCAGGGCUGUGAAACAGUCACUGUAGCAGCAGCAGUCAGACGCGUCGUAUUGUUCAUCCUUUGUAACUAUAAGUUCAAAACAUGUUGGUGGAAUGAAAUAUCCAACGUGACUUUCUGGCUGUCAAAGUUGUGCACAGACUUUUUCUCGGUCAAGACAGCGAGACGGCGCGAAAGCUUUCCAGUUGAUCGUUGUCGACUUGAUUAUCUGACAUUGUCUCCGCUUCAGGAGAUAGAACACGUCUCUGUAUUCAUUCUGUUAAUAUGAUACAUUUUGUGCGUUUCUAUUUGUCAAAUGUGUGGUCAACAAAAGUCAUGCCAAUCAUUUGUAUCCAAUAAGUUUUGGGUUUUUUUGCCAGCAAGACGACAGGUAUUUACAGAAUGUUACGUUUUGUUACAGAAGCAUAUCGUACAUUGUUUUCUUCAAGAAAAGUUGUCAAUAAAGCAUGUUGUUUUUAA
Molecule: messenger RNA, 3021 nt
Organism: Gasterosteus aculeatus aculeatus (three-spined stickleback)
Lineage: Eukaryota; Metazoa; Chordata; Actinopteri; Perciformes; Gasterosteidae
Source: RefSeq, a predicted model, not a curated record